This is a messenger RNA of Eruca vesicaria subsp. sativa (arugula), 309 nucleotides long. The record is from the annotation of a GenBank genome assembly. NCBI's taxonomy places the organism in Eukaryota, Viridiplantae, Streptophyta, Magnoliopsida, Brassicales, Brassicaceae.
AUGAAUGAUUUUGAUUUUAGAAUGGUUGACUUGUCUACUUUAUUUCCUACGGAGAUCACAGUGAUGGGAUCAGUGUUCUGCGUCUUGCUCUCAAUGCACUUCACGGCUAUCACCUCUUUUUUGGGUUUGCUUGAUGCUAAAGAAAGCGAACCCAUUUUCAUGUUUCUAGACGCUAUUAAAGAUUGCUAUGAGGCACUUGUCAUUGCUAAGUUCUUGGCGUUGAUGUAUAGCUACCCUAACAUAUCCAUGAGUGGAAGGAUUAUCCCUGAUGAGAUUAAAGGGAGAGAAAUCCACCACUCUUUCCAGUGA